Punica granatum (pomegranate) is the source of this 2056-nucleotide messenger RNA. The record is from RefSeq and is a predicted model, not a curated record. Lineage: Eukaryota; Viridiplantae; Streptophyta; Magnoliopsida; Myrtales; Lythraceae.
UUAACUCAAGUGAGUGAUUGAUGGCCUCUUUGUAUGGGAAGAUCAGUGAAGCCGAGCAGGCGAGGCUCAAAGCUCGCCGGAAAUCCUGGAGGAGGAUCAUCACCAUUGCCUUGUCUUCCGUCGUCCUCGCUGUUGUCAUAGUGGCUGCUGUUGUUGGGACACAGUCCCACAGAGCUGGCUCCAAGAAGGAUGGAGUGGGCAGCGACCCCAGUUCGUUGUCGACCUCGGUGAAGGCCGUGUGCGAUGUGACAUUGUACAAGGAGUCGUGCUACAAUAGCAUGUCCCAGAAAGUGAAGCCCAACCAGUUCGUGCAGCCGCACGAUCUGUUUAAGCUGUCGGUCAUGGUGGCGAUGGACGAACUGAGUAAAGCGUCUGAGCAUAUCUCGGGUCAGAUGAAGGCGAUGAAUGACUCGGCGGCAGCGGCAGCAGUAGACAGCUGCGGGGAGCUCCUGGACCUUGCGAUGGAUCAUCUGAAUGGCUCUUACAUGUCGGGCCUAGAUGCUUCAGAUGAUCUACGGACCUGGCUCAGCACGGCCAGGACAUGUCUCGAGACUUGCAUUGAUGGGUUCGACGAGUUAGCCCUUGGGCCGUUGAAAGGCACGGUCAAGGGCUACCUGAAGACCCCGCAAGAGCUCACUAGCAACAGUCUUGCCAUCAUCACGUGGAUCUCGAACAUCAUGGGCUCGAUCAAGUUGAGGCGGCUCAUGGGGUUCGACUAUCCUCAUAAGAGCAGCCAAGUGGCGCCCAAGCCGUUGCAUCAUAAGGACCAAAGCUUCCCCGAGUGGCUUAAACCCAAGGACCGGAAGCUCAUUCAGAGCUCGGCGGAUCUGAGGAAGAUUGCGAAUGUGGUGGUGGCCAAGGACGGGUCAGGGAAGUACAAGACCAUCAAGGCCGCAUUAAAGGCCGUGCCUGACAAGAGUGACAAGAGGUAUGUCAUAUACGUGAAGAAAGGGGUUUACGUGGAGAACGUCCGGGUCGAGAAGCCCAAGUGGAACGUCGUGAUGGUUGGGGAUGGCAAGGACGCGACCAUAGUGUCCGGGAGACUGAACGUUGUGGAUGGGACCCCGACAUUUCAAUCCGCAACUUUCGCUGUUUUCGGGAAAGGAUUCAUUGCCCGGGACAUGGGGUUCCGCAACACUGCAGGCCCGAGCAAGCAUCAGGCGGUGGCGCUAAUGUCUACUGCAGAUCAGUCGGUGUUCUACCGUUGCAAGUUCGACGCAUUCCAAGACACCCUGUACGCCCACUCAAACCGACAGUUCUAUCGGGAGUGUGACAUCUUAGGGACAGUCGACUUCAUCUUCGGAAAUUCGGCAGUCGUGCUCCAGACAUGCAACAUCCGCCCCAGGGUCCCAAUGAAGGGCCAGCAGGACACAAUCACUGCCCAGGGCAGGGUCGACCCAAACCAGAACACUGGGAUAUCGAUUCAAAACUGCACCCUUUGGCCGUGGGGGGACCUGCGUAAUGUAAGAACCUAUCUCGGGAGGCCAUGGAAGAAUUACUCGAGGACAGUGUACAUGACCUCGUUGAUGGGGGGCUUCAUCGACCCCAAGGGCUGGCUACCUUGGACAGGGGACUCGGCGCCGAGCACGAUCUACUAUGCAGAGUACAAGAACUACGGGUCAGGGUCCAACACGAAGAACCGGGUCAAGUGGAAGGGGCUGAGGACAAAUCUAAGCACCAAAGAGGCUGAGAAGUUCACCGUGAAGUCAUUCAUCAUGGGGGACAGUUGGAUCAAGAAGGCCGAUGUCAGCUUCAAAUCUGGCCUGUGAGAGGGGAUACAUAUCCACAUACAUGACACCUGAAGGAGGAAGUAAAAAUUAAAAUUUGGCUCUAUUUAUAAUAAUUUUCUUCUGGAUAUGCAUUUUUUUGGUGAUCAAAAUCACACGCAAUAUUAAUUUAGUAUUGAUUUCGAAGAGCUGGUUCAAUAAAUUCAUGGAACUGAAAGAUAAUUAUAAGGUUUCACAUUAUUUUGCCCAAUAUAUACACAGUAUGCAUGUCUCAUCCAUCUAUAAUGUAUUCUUUCUGCACUAUAUUGAUCAACUGGAUUUUCUCGUGC